Messenger RNA from Sphaeramia orbicularis (orbiculate cardinalfish), 2208 nucleotides. RefSeq names its product secretory carrier membrane protein 2, like (gene scamp2l). Lineage: Eukaryota; Metazoa; Chordata; Actinopteri; Kurtiformes; Apogonidae. The coding region runs from base 99 to 1109 and encodes 336 amino acids. The transcript has 9 exons. Gene Ontology annotation, cellular component: trans-Golgi network membrane; recycling endosome membrane. Gene Ontology annotation, biological process: protein transport. The record is from RefSeq and is a predicted model, not a curated record.
CCAGGAACGCAUGCGCAGACAGGGCCUGGUGUCCGCAGCAGCUCGAGCAGCCACCGGGAGACGACCAGUUGGUUUGUUUAUCCCAAACUUUGACCAAGAUGUCGGGCUUUGACAGCAAUCCCUUUGUAGACCCGGUGGACAUUAACCCUUUCCAGGAUGCCUCGGUAACACAAGUCACCAGCGGAGUCACAGAAAGCAUUGGGGAUUUCAACCCCUUCACUGCACCUGACAGGGGGAGCCACACUGGUACAACCAUCCCCAUCUCUGCUGCCUCAUCUCAGCCUGCCGUCCUCCAGACCUCUGUGGAGCAGAGCCCACAAGCAACUGCAGCUGCUGCUCAGGCCAACCUGAUUAAACAGCAGGAGGAGCUGGAGAGGAAAGCUGCUGAGCUGGAGCGGAAGGAGCAGGAGCUUCAGAAUCGACAGACGGCAGGCACGACAACAAACACCGGUGUCAAAGAGAACAACUGGCCACCUCUUCCUAAGUUCUUCCCUAUGAAACCCUGUUUCUAUCAAGACUUUGAUGAGGAAAUCCCAGAAGAAUACCGCAGGAUCUGCAAGAGGAUGUACUACCUCUGGAUGUUCCACAGUACCACUCUUUUCUUGAAUGUCCUGGCCUGUUUGGCAUACUUCAUUGCAAGUUCAACUCAUGGUGUGGAUUUUGGUCUGUCAAUCCUCUGGUUCAUCCUGUUUACCCCUGUGUCCUUCAUCUGCUGGUACAGACCAGUCUACAAGGCCUUCAGGUCUGACAGUUCCUUCAGCUUCUUCUUCUUUUUCUUUGUGUUUUUUUUCCAAGUUGCAGUGUACAUCAUCCAGACAGUAGGAAUCCCUCAGUGGGGAAACAGUGGAUGGAUUGCAGCCAUCAGCAUGAUUAAUGCCAAUGUAGCUGUGGCUGUGGUCAUGAUGGUGGUGGCCGGCUUCUUCACUGUAAACGCCAUCCUGGCCAUCAUCCUUCUGAAAAUGGUCCAUUCCAAGUACCGAAGGACUGGGGCCAGCUUCAGUAAAGCCCAGCAGGAGUUCUCCCAGGGCGUCCUGACUAACCGGACCUUCCAGACGGCUGCAGCCAGUGCCGCCACCUCCGCUGCCCAGGGAGCCUUCAGCCAGAACUAAUCAAACAAUACCAAUACCCUCUAGUCUGUUCUCAGAGCAGCAAAACCAGACGAGCAUUUACCAACACACUUCAUUUGUUUUGGACAGUGUAGUUUUGAUUAUUUAUUGAAAGGGCAAGUAUAAAUCACCACUUUUUUGUGGCUCAUGUUAAGAUUGACUUUAAAGAGGAGGUGGCUUUACGCAGAACACACUGUAAAACUUGACAUGUUAUUGCACUCUCCACCACCUUCCUCAGUAUACAGAAGGAUUAAUCAAAGCUUACUCUGGGAAAUGAUGGAAAGUACGUUAAUCUUUCUGGAAAUUGGGCAGAGGGGCUAUCAGGAAAAAGGUUAUAUUUUUCAAACAUGCUACUGCUAAAGACACUGGUCAAAAGAUAAAGGACUUUUCUAGUGUGGAAAUACACACUUAUAGAUGAAUAUAAUGGUUACAUGAUACUGAUAUCCUGUAAAAUGGGCUUGACAGCUGUACAGAAGUGAAAACGGAAGGUUAAAGUAGCCCGUACAAUGUCUUACACUACUGAUGAACAUGAAUUGUAUGUUUUCUUGUAAUAAGCUGCUGAUUAAUGAAGGGUGAGGGGAUGGAAGUUAUUUUUUCUUUUUUACUGAUCUAAUCAAGAUGAAGCAAGACCAAAAGCUCUUGGUAUGGAAACUUGUGAUUAAAACAAGAGGUUGAGGUUUAUUUGUUACAAUGUAGAGAAGAAAGAGCAUUAAUGAGCAGAAAGAACACAUUAAUAUAUGUCGAUUAUCCAUUUGUUUGACUCUAUCAUGUGUUACUGAAUAGUCACAGAUAGUUUGUAUUUUGUAGCAGCACUUAUCUAUUAGCCUUUUCGUGUUUUAUUUAUGAAUCUUUCAUUACUGAAACCUCUUGAAUCACUUUUUGGUCUAACCUUAGUGCCUUUGAGCAGAUGUAACAGAUGUAGGGAUACUCGUGUUUUGUCUGAUUUUUGACUUUACAGAGUAUGUUAUUGUAUGGUGAUGUUUCCUUUUAAAUCACAGUAUGUAUAAAGGUGUGUUGUAAAUAUUGGUGACCUGUUUGAAAUAUACUAAAGGGGAGUUUAUUGAAAAUAUUAAAUAAAUUGCUAGUAUUUCUCUUUUGAAAA